Molecule: messenger RNA, 733 nt
Organism: Nymphaea colorata (pocket water lily)
Lineage: Eukaryota; Viridiplantae; Streptophyta; Magnoliopsida; Nymphaeales; Nymphaeaceae
Exons: 2
Coding region: 135-401 (88 amino acids)
Source: RefSeq, a predicted model, not a curated record
UUACUCCCUCGCCUAGUGGGUGUUCGCGACAAGAAGCGUUUAGGUUUGCUUUCUACUGUCUUCCCCGCUCCCUAGUUGGUGGUUCCCAAUCUCGAGUCUCCAAGGAACCCCCAUCUUGCUGGAGAGGAACCCAUAUGGAGAACCAGAAUGCUGUGUCUGCUCCUAAAUUCCCGGUGAAGGUUAAGUUGCACCUUGGAUCAGAAUCGUUCCAUGUCAAUGUGGCUAAGGGGUUGCUCUCCACACAACUUUCUGCUAUGAAAGAAGAGAGCAUGACUAUACUGAAGGAUUACAUCACCAAGCAUAAUGUGCCAAAUGAUGUCCCAGACGAGGUGUUAGAAAGUACCUCUGAGGAUGAGGAUGUUGCAGCUGACAAGCCUGCCGAGUCCAGGAAACGCAAGUGACUUCAUUCCACUUAAUCAAUGAAAGGUAGAGAGGCAGGAAUUAUUUACAGUAGAUGAUGCAACUUAGCAUUAGCACAAGCUCUGGUUUCGCUGUCAGCGGAGAGCAAGAGUGGUCUAUUGAAACCGGACAUCCUCCUUUUCCAUUAUUUUCCAGUUAUAUUGCUCCAGAGCGUUGUCGAAAGUCUCAUUUAGAAUCUUUUCUUUAGAUGCACACUUCCAAUACAUUAUCUAAAGUCUCCAGAUUGUAAGGUCGGGCAUAUCAUUUAACUGAAUUAAAAUAGGUUGUAACCUAUAUUUUGGACAAGUUCCAAAGAAAGUUUGGAUUUGUGAAA